GCAUCGUGACCGUAGGCCGGCGACGGUGAAGAUGCCUCGGCGUUCACCGCUCGCCCGAUGACUGUCUCAACCAUGGACGAGUCGCAGGGCCACCUGAAGCCUUAGCCAUGGCCACCGUUGCGAUGAUAAACCGAUGCUCACCUCGGAGCUUGCUUUCGAAUUUACAGCGCAGCCGCAUGCCAAGGCCGCAUCUCCAAUUGUGCUCGUCGUAUCACCUCCGUCACGUCUAUUCGGCUCCUUUUUUCCGCUCCUCAGGGUGUAGGAGUUAUACUACGGCUGUGAAGGCUAUGGCGCAAACUGAGCAAGGCGUUGUUGCAGGUCGGACAAAAGUCGGAUGGAUAGGGACGGGAGUGAUGGGGCAGGCUAUGUGUGGCCACAUUCUGGAUGCUGGCUUUGCCGUCACCGUUUACAAUCGAACUCCUAGCAAAGCUGAAGGGCUAUGUCAGAAAGGUGCAGUCAUGGCCGACUCUCCAAGUGCUGUUGCUGAAAAUAGCGAUGUAGUCUUCAUGAUCGUGGGAUACCCAGCAGACGUGCGGGAAGUGAUUCUAGGAGAGAAAGGAAUUCUACAAACUCUUCGUCCGGGUGGAAUUGUGGUUGAUAUGACGACAAGUGAACCUUCUUUGGCUCGUGAGAUAUUUGAUGCUGCUCAAAAAAGAGGUUGUGAUGCAGUCGAUGCACCUGUGUCAGGGGGAGACAAAGGAGCUAAAGCAGGGACUCUUGCAAUAAUGGCUGGAGGUCGAAAAGAAACUAUUAGUACAUUGGGACCUCUAUUUAUGUGCAUGGGCACUCCAACAUUCAUGGGCCCUGCAGGGUGCGGGCAAAGCUGUAAACUAGCGAAUCAAGUUACGAUCGCAUCAACAAUGGUUGGCCUUGUAGAGGGAAUGAUGUAUGCGCAUAAAGCAGGACUGGAUGUUACAACGUUCUUGCAAGCAAUAGCAGGGGGUGCAGCCGGCUCUAAGUCCUUAGACUUGUAUGCUGGUCGCAUUCAGAACCGUGACUUUGCUCCAGGCUUUUAUGUGAACCAUUUCGUGAAAGAUCUAGGGAUUGCAUUAGAUGAAUGCAAGCAGAUGGGACUCGCACUACCGGGACUUGCUCUUGCUCAGCAGCUGUAUGUGUCAUUGAAGGCACAUGAUGAUGGUAACCUUGGCACUCAGAGUCUAGUUAAAGCUUUGGAGAGGCUCAACAAUAUCACACUACCUCAGGUCCCAAAGUAGAUAUUAAGUCGGGAUCAAAUCCUCGUAGUCUGAACCUCAGGGCAGGUCAAGAGCAUCGUCCGUAGAUACUGCAUUCCCUUCCUCUUUACCUCCUGCAAGUACUGUUGUGUGAUUCGAAUGAAUUUGAGUUGUCUGCAUUACGACGAAUUUUUAACAACUGUCAUACCUUGGUACCCAUGUGCUACCAUCGCUAAUAAACAUGGUCCACCAAUAAGAUAGAGGAAA
Physcomitrium patens is the source of this 1439-nucleotide messenger RNA. Its product is annotated as putative 3-hydroxyisobutyrate dehydrogenase-like 1, mitochondrial. The record is from RefSeq and is a predicted model, not a curated record. Lineage: Eukaryota; Viridiplantae; Streptophyta; Bryopsida; Funariales; Funariaceae. Gene Ontology annotation, molecular function: NADP binding; NAD binding.